CAAAUUAUGCAUAAUGUUCACUACAUGAUGGUACACUACAUAAAACCCAUUUUUUUUUUUUGGAUUUAGCCACAGCACGUAAACCUUUAUUUCUGCUUUUAUGAAAAGUUGGAGCGAUUUGCCAGCCGAGAUCCUGUUGCUCAUUUUGGCAUGGUUAACCCAUGAACCCUCAGGCACGCUUCAAUACCAACUUGUUUGCAAGAAUUGGCAAAAGCCUGCGCAGAUCGUUCAAUUCUCUACCGUUUAUUUGGAGGGACCAACUCAACUUAACAAAAUGGUGAAUGGAGCGAAUGAACACCCUCACUCUCCUGCAUUGAUAACUAAAGUCAUAGAAUGUCGACAGUUUGAAGAACUUUUUAAGUCGCAAAAGUUUCUUUUAGAAAGGAUGGCGAGUGUCUUCCCGUUUGUCGACACUUUAAGGUUCCACUGUAAAACAGAUGAAUUCUAUCGACUCUUGUUGGAAAUACAAAAAGAAUCAAAGUGGGUUUCACUCAAGCAUAUAUCGCCACCUUUAUUUUCUCAAUACAUGAAUGCAUAUUACAAAUGUAUCGAAAAUUGUAGGGAUUCGAUUGAGAAGGUCAUAUUAUGGAGAGCCUCGUACAGUCAAGGUGUCGUCACCAGAAGAGGCGUGCAACUUCGUAACUUUGCUGAAAAACUUGAUACAUUUUCCAACUUAAAGGAGCUAACUUAUCGAACACACAUAUCAGAUAACCCUCUCAAUUUUAUUGACAGCGUACUUUCCAAAUGCAAAGUCUUAAAAACGCUUACAAUACAAUCAGACGCAAAAAUUGAUAGUGUUCUAUUCAAAUACAGUCAAGUAGAAGAUGAUAUUUCGUCAUUUGAACCAAAACCCGAUAUUCAAAAGUUAACCUGGCAGCUUUCCAUCCAAACAGAUCUCACUUUACACUAUAUUAUGCGUAAAUUUCCCCGCUUGAAGUCCUUCUACUGCACUACAGAUGUGAAGUGUUACUUACCUUAUGCUGAAAACUAUUACUACGUGGCACAAGAAACUUUGGUCGAGUUUCUAGUUUUCUGUUUCAAAAUAGAAGAUUGUAUCCUGUAUUUGGCUAUUGGGGAGGCAAUGCUUAUAGAGACAGUCAUGAAAUGUUCAAAACUAAUGGAUGCAAACAUGCUUCAGAAUUUAACGAUAACAUUCUUUAAUUGCUUCGAAUAUGCGUAUGGUUGCCCUCAGUAUCUCUCCGGAGAAGGAAUAGAAUAUAUUGCACCAUUGACCAACAAAAGAUUACUUCGAGAUGUCUAUCACGCUCCGCCCGCAAUGAGAAGGCUUUCUGAAGAACACGUCCAUAUUGGAGGAUUCAAAGUCUCUUGCCAUAAUCUCAGCCCUCGUACAUAUCUCUUGGAUCUGAUCAAACCCUUUGGAAGCUCUUUAAAAAAACUCUUGCUUGUCUUGGAUGGCGGUCCUUGUGAUGGUAAUCUGAUAGGGAAACGAUACUCGAAGGAGGAGUUCUAUCUAGAUUUAGUGUUGGAGUAUUGCCCCAAUCUAACUCAACUGUUCCUUAUUACUGGCGGUUUUAUUGGUAUAAAUCCCCUUUCACCUCCAAAUCUGACAAUAACGGAUGUAGAUCUUUCCUUUCUUGCAAUGUCGAAUAAUGAUUAUGUCACCUUAUCACUGAAAUUUCCUUCUUUGAAAACUUUAAAUGUCAAAAGUCCAACCUUCUGCUGGUUAAGUGAAUAUCACCAUAUUAGUAUGCCAGACUCGUCAUUAGACAGCUUAACAUACACCGAUCACAUGUAUAGCACGAAUCGUAAACCUGCAAAUGAUACUUAUGGGCAACCCUAUGAAAUAAUGACAUGUUUGAUCAAGAUUACAACAGAAAAGAAGGGCAAAUUUUAUUAUAUAAUCAAUGGGGUCUUUGAAUAUUCAGUAACCAAUGUCACGAAACUGACUGAAAGCGGAUAUAAACAAUCUAAGCGUGGUGUAGUAAAUAGGUUUCUUUUUAGCUGUAAAUCCCUCCGUAUUCUACAUUUAUGUUUUUCAAACAAUAGUUAUAAUAACCCACUACAAUUUCAUAUUGACCUGGAAAAUCAACAAUGACCAUAAAGUAACAAGGGAUAAAUUGCAUUUAUGAAUCUCAACACGUAUUGCUUAACAUAAAAAAAAAAAAAAAUAAAAAAAAAAGGAAUAAUUAUACUAGC
Mucor mucedo is the source of this 2157-nucleotide messenger RNA. RefSeq lists its product as uncharacterized. The coding region runs from base 101 to 2056 and encodes 651 amino acids. The record is from RefSeq and is a predicted model, not a curated record. NCBI's taxonomy places the organism in Eukaryota, Fungi, Mucoromycota, Mucoromycetes, Mucorales, Mucoraceae. The transcript has a single exon. Gene Ontology annotation, molecular function: protein binding.